CGAUUCGGUCGACGUACGACGCUCGACGGCGGCGACUGUCCACCUUGUCUCCUACCCCCAUGAUGCCGAACAGCUUAUAGCACACUCCCAAUGGCACCCCAUCAUAUUGCAGUUCUCGGCGGCGGCCUUACCGGGCUCUCGUCCGCAUACCACCUCUCGCAUCGCUUUCCGAAUGCAUUAAUAACGCUCGUAGAACGCUCUACACGCGUUGGAGGAUGGGCGGAGAGCGAGCGGGUAUCUCUCAAAGACCCGAAGGAUGGCAGCGAAGCGUCAAUACUCAUCGAGGGCGGGCCUCGUACUUUGCGGCCGACCGCAAAGUCCGUGUUGGAGCUAGUCACCCGUCUCGACUUGCUAGACGAUCUAAUUCUUGUCCCCCGCACCUCCCCUUCCGCAAAGAACAAGUACUUUCAUAUGCCCGGCCAGCCCGGGCUCCUCGCAGUACCAUCGAGCUUCAAGGGCCUCAUUAGUUCCCCCCUCGGUGCUUGUCUCACUCGCGCGGUUGCGAAAGAGGCUAUGGCCUUUUCGAACCGAGACGACCUCAAGGAUGAAUCUUUCGACUCCUUCCUAUGCCGUCGCUUCACCGCAGAGUUCGCCGAGAAGGUUGGCUCGGCCUUGGUACACGGCAUCUUCGCUGCCGACUCCCGGAAGCUCAGCGUACGGGCCGCAUUCCCCGUCCUUUGGGAGGCUGAGGAGUACGGCUGGGGCAGCGUUGUCCGAGGCUUCAUCCGCGGACGACGUGAAGAGGAUGUGGAAGAGUCUUACUACAUCAGCAACCCCGUGCAAAAGGCCAUGGAGGAGACUGCGGUGUUUUCCUUCCGAAACGGAAUGGACACGGUCGCGCGCGCCACCGAGCAUCACCUCUCAAAGCUCAAGAACGUCACUAUAUUGAAAGGCGCCGACGUUAAAUCCUUGGGUGUGAAUUCGAAGGACAAAUCCAUCGAGAUCACCACCACCUCUCCCGAGCUCCCAGAAAUACGCCCUACCCACGUCGUAUCCACGCUACCCCUCCCAGCACUACACCGCGUCCUUACACCUACCAGCAACCUCCCCCACCUCACCACCAACCCCUACUCUACCGUCACCGUCUACAACCUCAUCUUCCGCACUGACACCCCCACCCCCAUCCACCCCGCGGGCUUCGGCUACCUCAUCCCCCGCCCGCCUGGCGGGUACGAGCAGCCGCAAGCCAACAAGGAGGGCAUCCUCGGCUGCGUCUUCGACUCGUGCGCGCUGUCUGCGCAGGACGUGAUGCCCGGGCCGACGAAGUACACGAAGAUGACGGUUAUGACGGGCGGUCCGUACCAGAAUAAGCCGCCUGCGCUGGACACGGUACUUCAGGCGCUCGCGCGGCACCUCGACUGGCCAGAGGUGUACGAGCCCGUGUACACGCGCGUGCGCGAGAAUCGGGAUUGCAUACCUGUGCCAGCGCCGGGGCAUUUGGAGCGGGUGGCGGAGUUGAGGCGGGUGCUGAAGGAGGGCGAGUGGCAGGGGAGGAUGGAGGUGGUAGGGGCCGGAGUGGGUGGAGUGAGUGUUGGUGAUUGCGUUGAGGCGGGGAGGUGGGUCGGCGAGGGAUGGGGUCCGUCGACGCCGCAGAUGGAGGACGAUGAGUGCGACGACGAGUAGACUGUAUCUCUAUUGCUCCUAUAAUUUAUGUGGCCAUCGCCCGAUGUUCUGAAGAGAGACGGUUGAGAGGGCCCUUCUCGAACAACAUUGGCUUCACUUGCUUGAACAUUCUCCCCUUGAAGGGUCG
Messenger RNA from Schizophyllum commune H4-8, 1750 nucleotides. Its product is annotated as Protoporphyrinogen oxidase. The record is from RefSeq and is a predicted model, not a curated record. Gene Ontology annotation, cellular component: mitochondrial inner membrane. Bases 91 to 1623 code for a protein of 510 amino acids. Gene Ontology annotation, molecular function: protoporphyrinogen oxidase activity, oxygen as acceptor. Gene Ontology annotation, biological process: heme biosynthetic process. The transcript is spliced from 3 exons. NCBI's taxonomy places the organism in Eukaryota, Fungi, Basidiomycota, Agaricomycetes, Agaricales, Schizophyllaceae.